Molecule: messenger RNA, 1176 nt
Organism: Yarrowia lipolytica CLIB122
Lineage: Eukaryota; Fungi; Ascomycota; Dipodascomycetes; Dipodascales
Source: RefSeq, a predicted model, not a curated record
AUGUUCAUGAAACACUCUGGUAACCUUGACACCCGCCUCCUCAAGGCCGUCAUGGUCGCUCCAAUGCCUCUGUACCGGAGAUUCGAGUUCCUGACGCGCCACCUCUCUGUCAGGGACCAGCCGGACUAUUUGCCCAUGAUCAACGACUUCAAGUCUGCCCACACGCACGCUAAGCAGACUCGUGAUUAUGAACCCCUCACUGAGAUGUGCUCGGGUUUCUUCCGCGCCAUUGCUCAAUACGUUGGACUUGUUGACGACAGCUCUUCUACUCCUGCAGCCCAUGAGCGACAGUUCAACAUGGAUCGCAAGUCUUUCUUGAAGGAUCCACGACAACAGUUCCUUGUCGUGUCCUACUUGCAAAGCGUCGCCUACGCACUCCGAAACUCUCCAAUUGAUGACUUCAUCAAGUGUUGCCGUCUCCCUUGUCUCCUUCCUGAUGCAUGGGUCACGUGGUAUUCUCAGCGUGAUGACAACCACUGGGGUGAUGUGCUCGCCUGCAUCGAGGCUCCAGAGUCCACUCGUUCUGAGCUCAGUAUCACCGCUGUCUGCGCUGAUAAACAGAUUGCAGAUAUGUUGGAGCGUUACACAAAGGUCAUUAAUGAUCUCCCCAGCUCUGAACGGAAGCUUCUCGCCGCCAGAGGUUCCUGGUUCCCACGACUUCCCGCGAAGGGUGACAGUGCUCUCAUGUGGAGUGUCGGGUCUCAUGAGGAGGUUUCCGAUGCUUCCGCUGUCCAGGCUGUGAAGCCAGUCUCCACCGCUACUCACACCCCCUCGGCUACCUCUCGUGCCACUCGUGCUGCUCCUCGUGGCAACGUGGCCACUACUCGAACGAGGUUCUCAGCCGUGUUCCAUGUGUCUUUUACUCAGGAUCGCACUCGUUCAACCAAUGCUCCGAUUCUGAAAAGCUACAGUUCACCAGUGCUGACAGCAUGGGAUUUUUCAACAAUGUCUUGCGCUUGUCCGCUAAUGACAAGAAGCAGUACAUUUACUUCCCUCGUGAGCAGUUUCCUGUCAAAUUCAGCUCUGUGUUCCUGCUGUGGAAGAUCCAAGACUGGCCCGCGCUCAAGAGCUUCAUCAAGUCAUACCCUGGCUACGUCACUGCCCGGGCGGAUACACCAAGCCUGGUAUACUAUCGGAACCAGAUGGUUGUCGAAGCAGGAUGUAAGUGUUAACUAA